Messenger RNA from Penicillium cosmopolitanum, 1047 nucleotides. RefSeq names its product telomere length and silencing 1 family protein. The record is from RefSeq and is a predicted model, not a curated record. Lineage: Eukaryota; Fungi; Ascomycota; Eurotiomycetes; Eurotiales; Aspergillaceae. Gene Ontology annotation, biological process: mRNA splicing, via spliceosome. Gene Ontology annotation, cellular component: spliceosomal complex. The coding region runs from base 1 to 1047 and encodes 348 amino acids. The transcript is spliced from 3 exons.
AUGGAGGACGUCGAUGUUGCCCCAGAAUCUCUCUUUCGCCCUGCGAAGCGGCGCAAGUUCAUUCGACGCCGACCAGAUGAAGACGCCGAAGAGACCAGUCGCGACACGACGACUGCGACUAGCACAACGGAUCCGAAGCAUACACCAGAGGGCCAGUCCAAGCUGAACGAAGAUGAUGACGAAUCUACACAAUCCACCGGUGUUGUCCGUUUGCGACGCCCCAAUCCUGCUCGAAAAGGAGGAAUUGGAUUCUCCGCCACAUCGCGACCCGGUCAAAAUUCAAACCGACAAUCUGCCUUAGUGUCAUCGAGGGAAUCCGAGAAAGAGAGCAUACGCGAUAUGACCGACAGAUUCACUGGGAAUGCCGGCCAGACGGUGGAUGUAGAUAGGCACAUGUACGACCCGACUUCCUCUGCCUUGCAGAUGGCCUUUAUAGAUUCCGAAAUGGCUAAACGAUACCGACACAGCCCGUUACCAGAGAAUGAAGAAAAACAACCAAUCUCGCAGCACUCCGAGAAACCAACAGCACCAGGACCAGGACAAGCACAAGCACAAUCAGAGCGUGAGCCCGCUUCCUUGGGCAGAUUACAUGAAAUCGACCUCGGACAAGAGGCCAAAUUGCGCAACAUCGAGCGCACUGAAGCAGCAACACGAGGAUUCGGCUCUGGAGAAUCACAAACAGACCGCGAUCGGCCCGGUCAAGCAGAAGACUCUGGCAAGUCAAGGCGAAAUCGCAGACGUACCAGCGCCGAUAUUGAACGAGACCGACUUGUGGAGGAAGUGUUACGUGAGAGCAAACUGGACGUCUACGACGAACCCGAAGACGAACCAAAUCUCGACGACCAAGAAGCCGACGACCGAAUCGCAGAGCAAUUCCGGCGCGACUUUAUGGAUGCGAUUCAGUCGAGACGUCGGGCUCGUACGAACACAAAGCCAGCGACUACCAGCGGCGGUAGUGGUAGCAAGGUUGAACCGCCUAAGGGACCGAAGCUUGGGGGUAGUCGGAGUGCCAGAGCUGCGAUGCGUGAAAUGCAGAGUAAAAAGUGA